Messenger RNA from Cylindrotheca closterium, 672 nucleotides. The record is from the annotation of a GenBank genome assembly. Lineage: Eukaryota; Bacillariophyta; Bacillariophyceae; Bacillariales; Bacillariaceae.
AUGGAGAUCGAAAAUCCUAAGUUUCUCACCUGCAUUGAUACCACUGUGCGUUAUUGCUCAUGUAUUCCCAUGCCGAACCUGAAGACUGAACCUGUAUUUGAAGCAUUGGAUAAGAUAUUCCGCCGCUACAAUAAGGCAGGCUUUCAUGUCAAGACGAUCAAGUGUGAUCGGGCAUUCAUUCCUCUCACGGAUGAUAUGUUAGAUGAUAUGGGUGUUACUAUUGACCCGACUGCAGCUGGAGACCAUGAGCCUACAGCUGAGCGAAACAAUAGAACGCUGAAAGAAAGAGUUAGAGUAGCUCUUGCACGAUUACCCUACAAAGUGGUCCCAAAGGUGAUCACUGAAUGUCUUGGACGUCGAGCCGCCGAGCUAUUGAAUGUCUUUCCCCAGAAAGACAGUAUUUCCUCACAUUUCAGUCCGCAGCAACUCAUUGAUAAUGUCAAUAUCAACUACAAGAGUGACAUGGUUGCUGAGCUUGGACAGUAUGUUCAUGCAAUUGGGACGGAUUCCAACAAUUUGAUGGAACCACAAAGUAUUGAAGCGAUCUACAUUGAACCUAUGAAGGGACAACGCACUGGGCACCGAGUGCUCAACCUCAAUACUAAGAAAAUUAUUUCUCGACCCAAGGUCGUCGUACUGCCAGUUACUGACCAAGUAGUCCAGCGUGUUUAA